Molecule: messenger RNA, 3751 nt
Organism: Mastomys coucha (southern multimammate mouse)
Lineage: Eukaryota; Metazoa; Chordata; Mammalia; Rodentia; Muridae
Gene: Cplane2
Product: ciliogenesis and planar polarity effector 2
Exons: 8
Coding region: 136-1038 (300 amino acids)
Molecular function (GO): GTPase activity; GTP binding
Source: RefSeq, a predicted model, not a curated record
GCGUCUUGACCUGGCGGAAGCUGGCUCUGCUGGCAGGACAGAAACGAAGGGCGGGCUUUUAAAAGGAUCGUCACCCUGCUGGCGGGGACUGUGAAGUAUUUGGACACUUCCUUAACCUCACUGGCGUGCUCAACCAUGGCCAGACCUCCCAUGCACGGCUCCGUGAUUGUCCCAGACUGGCACGAGACGGUCGAGGGCAAGGAGUACUUAGCCUGCAUCCUGCGCAAGAAUCGCCGGCGGGAGUUUGGGCUGCUUGAGCGCCCGGUGCUGCCCCCUUCCGUGGUCAUUGAUACCGCCAGCUACAAGAUCUUUGUGUCCGGGAAGAGUGGUGUGGGCAAGACAGCGCUGGUGGCGAAGCUGGCUGGACUGGAAGUGCCUAUAGUACACCAUGAGACAACUGGACCUUUGAGGUUCCCCUGUAUAAGCAGUGAGACUACUUUCUCCUGGCGAGGGCCAACUCUGCCUGGUCUACCAAGGACUCCUGAAGAGCAAGCCUGUUAUUUCCUGAGUCUGAGGAUUCUCCCAGGGAUUCAGACGACUGUGGUGUUUUGGCCAGCCAAGCUGAAGGCCAGCGACCGUGUUGUCAUGUUCCGUUUCGAAUUCUGGGACUGUGGGGAGUCCGCGCUCAAGAAGUUUGACCACAUGCUGCCGGCGUGUAAAGAGAAUGCGGAUGCCUUCCUCUUCCUCUUUUCCUUCACGGACCGCGCCUCCUUCGAAGACCUUCCCGGACAGUUGACACGUGUAGCCGGGGAAGCUCCUGGGGUCGUCAAGAUAGUGAUUGGCUCCAAGUUCGACCAGUACAUGCACACAGACGUGCCAGAGCGAGACCUCACAGCCUUCCGGCAGGCCUGGGAACUGCCCUUGUUUCGGGUGAAGAGUGUGCCGGGGCGGCGGCUGGCAGACGGACGAACACUGGAUGGGCGCGCUGGGCUGGCUGACACAGCCCAUAUACUCAAUGGCCUUGCAGAACAGUUGUGGCACCAGGACCAGGUGGCAGCCGGCCUGCUCCCGAGCUCCCCAGAGAGUGCUCCUGGCUGAAGGAUAUUUGUUCUUAAUUUCACCCAAGAAAUUAUUAUAAAAUCUUUGCCAAUCUUCACUGAUCACCCAUAAAGACAGCAUUUGUAAGAGGUGCUACAAUUUCAGCCGGACCUGUACUUGCAACCUGACAUAGUCUGAUUCUACCUUUUUAUAAUUAAUUCAGAAAUCUUGUCUAUAUGUCUAAAAUGUUUUACUUUGUUUAUGAGCUAAUAAAAUCCAUCCUAUAAUACAAUUUCCCUUUGCAUAAUAAGCCCCGUAGGAGAGUGAGUUGAAGAUAAAAUGACCAGAAUACAGUCAAGUUUAGGAUCAAUUCUAUCCACGUUUGCCUCUUGCAGUCAUUGUUCUACAAGAGUUAACUGUUUUCUGCUUCAGAUGUUAGAAACCUUGGACUAUUUAAAUUGGAGUCCAUUCGUAAUGUUUGAGACAACCUACUUAACUCAUAUGUACUUAAUCCAGUUGUAGACCUCAGCCAGUUAAUAGCUCCCAUUAAGUUUUGAAAAUUGUUAAGAGUUUGCAAUUGGUCCCUACAGAUCUGUACCUUUUGUGGUUGAGUUGUUUGUUGACUGAUUUUAUAACCCGAGUAACUAAGGGACUCUCCUCUUUGUAUUUUUUCUGGAGCAAUCUGUAACCCCCAUCAUGGCAGAAUUCUUUGUUUUAAACAUAUUCUCUACAACAUCUUGUCAGAAUCAGCCAACAGAAUGCCAUCCAUAGAAUGAUAAAUGAUAGACUGAGGGAUUGCUUACAAAUAAUUUCUAAUAGUUGUUGCACAAAAUACUGACAUAAAGUUGGACUGUUUAACACUCCCUAGGGAAGUACUUUUCAGUGAUAUCUCUUUAGUGGAUGACUAUUAUUCAAAGUAGGUACCAAGAAAGCAAACCUUAGCUGGGCAGUGGUGACACAUGCCUUUAAUCCCAGCACUUGGGAGGCAGAGGCAGGCGGAUUUCUGAGGUCGAGGCCAGCCUGGUUUACAGAGUGAGUUCCAGGACAGCCAGGGUUACACAGAGAAACCCUGUCUCGAAAAACCAAACCCUGUCUUUCUCAUGCAAGGAUAUUGAGAAAAAGCAAUCUUUCAAGUCAAUUACUAUUAUAGGCCAUGACUUUGGGAGUAAAGAAGGUGAAGGAAGUCCAGGCUGUAAAGGAGCCAUUGGUUGGAUUACCUUAUUAAUUGUUUUUAAGUUUGUUAUCAGCCUCCACUUACCUGAUUUCUUUUUAUAACCACAAACACAGGGGCAUUCUGUGGGCUGGUGGACUCUUCCGUAUGUACCAAUGGUCAAGUGUCUGCAGUUCUUUUGCUAUGGGCCACUGCUCCUGCCAAGGAUGCUGGUUUGAUAACCAUUUUAGGGGCAAGGCUGUUGGUACGUCAGCAUCGGCCCCUUUUAUAAAUUUGGAAACUUGAUCCCAGUGAUGUCCUGCUUUUGGAUCAUGGGCACAGCUUGUGAUUCUUUACGAUCACCUGUAUCAAUACCUUCCCAUAUACCAUAUCACCCCUUAUUUCUUCAUUUUCUGUCCCUGGAAUUACAGGAAUAUGAUUUUGCUUACCCCAUUGUUGCAAAAGAUGGCUUCCCCAUAGGUUAUGGGUAUGUUAGCCACAUAAGGCCUCCCUGUUUGUCCUUCUGGCCCCAUUUGGGUAACCUGUUGGACACUUGGUCUUAUUCAUGAUAAUUUACCAAUUCCUACAAACUGUGUGUAAACCUUCUGAAGUGGCCAAUCUGGAUUCCAAGACUUUUGGGAAAGUAUACUGGCAUAAGCUCCUGUGUCUACCAAACCUUCUAUGUCAACACCAGUCGUCUGUACCAUUAAUUCUGAUCUCUGGCCGUUAACCAUUGUUUACCAGGGUAGACUUGUUGGCGUUUUGUUUUGUUUUGUUUUUUGAGACAGGGUUUCUCUGUGUAGCCCUGGCUGUCCUGGAACUCACUCUGUAGACCAGGCUGGCCUCGAACUCAGAAAUCUGCCUGCCUCUGCCUCCCAAGUGCUGGGAUUAAAGGUGUGUGCCACCACCGCCCAGCUCAGAACACAUGUUUUCCAGUACUCUCAUAAGCCCCUGUCCUUUCUACUGGAGUAGCCUUGCCCUUGAUGUAAGGAAGCAGGAACUGAGCAAUUCUAUCCCCUGCAUCAAUCUGCAUCUCCUUUUUCACAUAUGGUAUAAUUUUUAUUUCUUCCCUGAUACUCCCAUCUACUACACCUGGAUGCACAAUAAAUCCUUGAGAAGUCAAUCCACUUCUUCCCGCUGUCCCUGAAGGUAAGGGACCAUACAUGCCAGUGGUUAACUUGUAACAUUCACUUUUGGGAGAUAAUGGAAGAGGGGCACCUGUGGCCAGAUCCAAGGCUGCACUUCUUCUGUUGCAUAUGUACGAUCGAAGAAAUAGCUAACUUUGAUUUUCUUGCCUGCUUGAUACCUUCUGACUGACCAAAGGAAAGGCUCGUAUUGUUCGCUGUGGAGCCUGGAGCUGACAGGCCCCCACGACUUGUUUCUGGAUGGCAAGAGGUUACUCUCUGGGACCAGCAAUCCAUUGACCAGCAUUUGCACUGUCCAGUACUGCCAUACCCUGGAAGCCUUUCUACCUCAGAGCAAUCAGGACCUGCUUGUUCUCGCCUACAAUUACCGUAUUCUCUAGAGUCAAUGUACCUGUUAUUUUGAACUCUCAAUCUUUUAGCCUUACAAUUUCUUUGGAAAUGACCACAUUCACCACAAUUAAAACACUGAGCAUUUUGA